This is a messenger RNA of Fonsecaea nubica, 750 nucleotides long. RefSeq lists its product as hypothetical. Bases 1 to 750 code for a protein of 249 amino acids. The transcript has a single exon. The record is from RefSeq and is a predicted model, not a curated record. Lineage: Eukaryota; Fungi; Ascomycota; Eurotiomycetes; Chaetothyriales; Herpotrichiellaceae.
AUGACAGACAAUGAUCAUGGCAACUUUGAUGCUUUCAGAGACUGUCUGUUCUCACAUGUGGUGGACAAGCUCACUGAUGGAACCGGGAAAGCGUCCACACGUCCCUCCAUAGGCAAAAAAGCCCGACAGAACCAGCCUGAACCACCCAAGCCUGAUCCCUCUGAGCUGGCUGACUUCUCAGAUUAUCUGGCCACUGAUAUCUUCGAGAGUUUGCCGGAGCCAUUCCGGAAACUCUCCUAUCAUGGGCUUCAGAAUGACGAUGUGCACGCAGACAAAUGGUCCCUUCCGUUGACCUUGACCAUCCUUGAAGAGCUCUGUGCUCAUCUUCCAGGAGACAUCAGCGACAGUCUCGUGGCGUACGGGCUGAUCAGACCACCCACGACCGACAUCCAGUCGUUCAUGGCUCCGGUGUUUUCUGGUUACAUUUCUGUGGUGACAACGCCGCCGCCAAAAUGGUCAGAAACAAGGACAAGGUUUUGCGAGAUUUGCGAAAGAGACUGGGUUCCAUUGACCUACCAUCAUCUGAUACCAAAGCAAAUCCAUGCCAAAGUACUCAAGCGAAAUUGGCAUGAAGAACGACUGUUGAACAGCGUGGCAUGGCUGUGUCGAGCCUGCCACAACUUCGUCCAUCAGAUGGCCUCCAACGAAGAGCUUGCCCGAGAAUGGUAUACUGUUGAACUCAUAUGUCAGAGAGACGAUGUCCAGAAGUGGGCCCAAUGGGUCCGACGUGUCCGCUGGAAGAAGACUUGA